AUGCAGGGGAGGAGCGCAGACCUGGCCAAGCACGCCCUCUCCUCCACCCGCAAACCCCGCGUCAUCCUCCUCUUCGGCAAGUCCCUCCCCAGGAAGCCCCUCCCCCAGUGGGCCCCUCCCCCCGGUAGGCCCCACAGCACCAGCCACCCCAAGCACUACCCAGUGCCCCACGCCGCCGGCGUCCUCCAACCCCCGGCGGCGCCGCCGCUCUUCAUCGCCGCCGCUCCUCCCCUCGUCACCGCCGCCCUCCCCCUCCCUCCAGCGGCCUCCGCCGCCUGGCCCCCGGCGGCACCGCCGCGACACCCCGUCCCCGGCACCGGCGUCUUCCUCCCCCCCACCCACCCGCCGCCCGAGGGCGAAGCGCCGCCGCCGCCGCAGCCCGCCGGCCAGGAUGACUCGCCGGGCGGCGCCGCCAAGAAGAAGCCGGCGGCUGGCUCCCCCCCGGCCGGAGGAGCUUCCUCUAAGUAA
Spirodela intermedia is the source of this 468-nucleotide messenger RNA. NCBI's taxonomy places the organism in Eukaryota, Viridiplantae, Streptophyta, Magnoliopsida, Alismatales, Araceae. The record is from the annotation of a GenBank genome assembly.